Messenger RNA from Poecilia latipinna (sailfin molly), 5542 nucleotides. RefSeq names its product palmitoyl-protein thioesterase 2b (gene ppt2b). Gene Ontology annotation, cellular component: lysosome. The transcript is spliced from 8 exons. Gene Ontology annotation, molecular function: thiolester hydrolase activity. NCBI's taxonomy places the organism in Eukaryota, Metazoa, Chordata, Actinopteri, Cyprinodontiformes, Poeciliidae. Bases 309 to 1214 code for a protein of 301 amino acids. The record is from RefSeq and is a predicted model, not a curated record.
GACGUUCGCAGCGGCCGCUUCACCUUUAAUUUAAAACCGGAACAAACAGAUGAGGAAAGUCGAUCGGCCGCUGAAUGUUUCAUCGGCUGUUAUUUAUGUGAAUGUGAGGACAGACUGCGUGUUAAAUAAGAUAUAUAAAGGGAAACUAACUGUGUGUUUAUCUGGACCGCAGCUGGACACGAAACGAACUUCAAGAUGAGACCUCAACAUUAGCUAAACACCAAUAUUUUUUAUUUUGCUUUUACCCAACGCGUCCUUAUUUAUGCAUAGUUAAUUAUUUUAGGAGGUUUUAAUACGUCUAAGUUUCAAUGGCGGGGCCAUCAUUUGCUAGAACCAGGAGGAGAGUCAGCGGGGCGGCCGGGCUGAUGUGGCCGCUGCUCGGUGCGUGUCUCUGGGCUGCGGUGGUCGGAUACAAGCCGGUGAUCAUCGUCCACGGAUUGUUCGACAGUUCAGACGAUUUUAAGAACUUACAGCGGUUCAUUAAUGAGUCUCAUCCCGGGACCAAUGUGACGGUCAUCGACCUUUUUGACAGAGGUGCCAGCCUGGAGUCCAUGUGGAAGCAGGUGGAGGGAUUCAAGGCAGCCAUUUACCCAAUAAUGCAAAACGCUGCAGAUGGAGUUCAUUUCAUCUGCUACUCUCAAGGUGGACUCGUUUGCAGAGGGAUCCUUUCCAUUCUGCCCGACCACAAUGUUCACUCAUUCAUCUCUCUGUCUGCGCCUCAGGCUGGGCAAUAUGGAGAUACAGACUACCUGAAGUAUCUCUUCCCCCAGUUUGUGAAGUCAAACCUCUACCACCUCUGUUACACAGCGUUCGGCCAGAGGGUUUCCAUCUGCAACUACUGGAACGACCCCCACCACAGAGACCUGUAUGUGAACACCAGCGACUACCUGGCUUUGAUUAACAGCGAGAGACCAAACCCAAAUUCAACAGAAUGGAAAGAGAACUUCCUGAAGAUCCAGAAGCUGGUUCUGAUUGGAGGCCCGGACGACGGCGUCAUCACCCCUUGGCAGUCCAGUCAGUUUGGAUUUUAUGACGACAACGAGACGGUCAUCGAGAUCCAGCACCAGGAUCUGUAUCUGAGAGACGUUUUUGGCCUGAAGUCGCUGGCGGCCCGCGGCGACCUGUUCUUCUGCACCGUUCCGGGCGUCAAGCACGUCUGGUGGCAUUCGAAUGAGACGGUGUUCCACACGUGCAUCGAGAAGUGGCUGGUGUAGCCACACACCCACACACACACACACACACAUAUCCUGCUGUUUAUUAAGCUCAUAUCAUCUUAAAAUCCAGGAAUCUCUGAUAACUGACCGUUUUGAAUCAGGUAUCAAACAGCGGUUGCAGGAUUUAUCUCUUCUUUCUCCAUAGGUUUUUGCUUUUGCAAAUGAGAAAUCUUUAUUUAUGAUCAUAUUUAAAGAAGUUGUAAAUGUAUUUGUUUGCUCUCCUGGUAAGGCUCCAGUGAUAAGAAGAGAACUUUCUUUUCAACUUUUUACUUCCCUUUAAAACAAAGUGCAAAAAAAAAAAAAAAAAACCCCCAAAUUUCUAAUUUUACAUGUAAAAUUCAAAAAUAUUUUUUUUCUGACAUUUAAUUUUUUUCUGUUGACUUCAAAAAGUUGUAAACCCACAGAAAGUGGGUCCAAAUUAAUGGUCAGAGCAGGGAUGAGCUGAAAAAUGAUCCAUAAUCGAAAGAGUUCAUCACUCUUCGGAGUAAACGCUGUUACCAAGUUAAGAAAACCCAAAAUUCACCUCUUUUGUUAAACCUGAAGGCAUUUUAAAGGUAACCAUUUUAUAAACUCUGUCAAGGCGUUUCUUCAGUUCUUUCAGACUGGAAGAGAGCGAGGUUUUAAGCAGGUAACAGAAAGGCUGAAUGCAGUUCAGGAAAGUUGUUUUGUUUUAUUAUUUAAAGUUUUUGCCAUAAAAAAAUGCUCGAUUUGCGAAAUAUUUUGAUUUUGUUCUAUUUUCCUGCAUUGGAAUCAGGUUUUAUUGGCAGUUUAAAAAUGUAUAGACCAGUCACAAUUUUGUAGCUAAUUACCAUUUUCUUAAGGUUUUUAUUGACUUCCUUCAGACUUCACAUGACUAAAAUGACUCAUUUUCAUACCUCCAGUGGCUUUGCAAGAGAGGAUGCUUAUAACAGUAGCUCCAUAAUAUUAAACUUUUAAGUGUUAACUUUGAAAUGUGUUGUCACAGAUGAACAAAACCCAUAAGUUUAUGUGCUAAAUUAGUUUAUUUUUUUAGUUAAAUCAUUUAAAGGGAUUUGAUGUCUCAGAAAAAUAGCAAGAUUGAGAUUUAUGAAAAAAGUAAACUAUGAAGUUUAAGUUCAUGCAUGGUUUUGAUGUGCAUUAUGAAAUUAUUGUUAUUUUGUCAUGAAAUGGGUCUCCCCUUGUAAAUCUAUAAGAUUUAUCCUAAAAUUCAGAACAACGUUGGAAAUUUAAGGGAUUAAAUUAAACUAAAUUGGACUAUAAAGGACUAUUCCAGCUAUGUAUCUGGUCAUUUCUACAAAUUAAACUCUGAAAUGACCAUUUUAGUUCAGAUAUUGUUAAAGAAUAUCAAAUAUAAUACGACAAUGGAGGUGUUUUUGAACCUGCACAAACAAACAGUUGCUGUAAAGAACAAAAAGCUCCAUUCCCUGCCUCCUGUUAAGUGUAAUUUAUGGAGUUAGAGAUAAAACCACUCAGCAGAUUCUGACUGAACUGUGGGAGGAAGUGACAAAUUCCCACCACAAGUUAUAAAUUUGUAUUUAUACAUCCUGUGCAGCCUGCCUUUAAAAGAUUAAGAGCUUUUAUGACCCUUACAGCUGAUGUUUGCACCUUUUUAGUAUGUGUUGACCCUUUGCUACUACGUCACUAAGAGGCGCCAUGACGGACGUCGAAAGUGACGACAGGAGUAUUGAACGGAGCGACUGAAGUUGUUUUCCAAAGUAGUUUUUGUCACUUUAUUCACGGUUUCUAAUUGUUCGGGUCAAUUUGUCUGUGAACAUAACUCACCUGGUUGGGGCUCAUGGACGGCGAUGUUUACAAAAGUUUGAAGCAGCUAGCUUAGAAACCGACUUGCACCUCAUUCCUCCUGUGGUGUUGAUCUAAUUACCGACUUUGCCUGAAUUCACACCCCAUGAUUUUUGUCGCUGUGUCGUAAUAUGCGGUUCCCCUUUAACCGGAGCAACAUCAAAAACGUACAAAAGACGAGAUGCUAACACGUUUUUUUCCCCGUACAUGCUAGGCUACAUGACGGUGCGGCAUUGUCUCCAUGGUUACCAAUUGUUAGACGCGUAACUUAUCCAUAAUGCGAUAUUUGAUGUGUGUAAUCAUACUUACGUAUAAAGUAAAUGAGCGUUAAUCUUCUUACCUUGUAAAAAAGUGUUCGCUGCAAAUCCGCGAUCACGCCAAGGGCUGUCAGUCAUCAUUAACAGCUGCUAGUCGUUAUGAUUGACGGCUGCGAUAUAUCGCCGCCAUCUUUCCUCAUUAAAAGUUAUGACAAGUUUGGUGCAGCGCCCUAUGACCAUUUUAAAAUGAAAUCAACUAAACAGAAGUAAUAUUAGGCUACAGAUGUCUGUUUUUAGACUAGCUUUACAGGAGCGCGUUGGUUGUUUUGACGUCCGUCAUGGCGGAGUGAGUGGCGUUCUGGAGAGCGUGACGUCACGUGUAAAGGGUCAACAGCCAUUUUGUUGUUGUGGACAGUAAUGUGCUAUAUUAGCUUAUCUCAACGACACCAUGAAAACCCGACCGUGCCUGAGCGACCUGCUGUCGUCCUGUACAGAUGAUUACUGUCCUGCUCAUCUAGUGCAGACAUUUAUGUCAUGUUUAACCAGAUUCAGACAUUUAUUAACCUUUUAUUAGCGUGCAUGAAAGAUCUGAUCACCAGUAUCAGUUUUUCCUCAGAUUCAUGCAGUACUCUAGACAUGUUCUCCUCCCGCUUUAGUGGAUUAAGCCUUAAAUGUUUUGUUUUGUUUUUUCCCUACAUGCCUCAGUGUUUCAUGUCCAAAGUGCUUUGACACACUGCCUUCAGUGACGGUGCUAAAAUAUAUAUAUAUAUAUAUUAAAAAAACCAUACUACAUUAUAUAGGUAAAGUAGUGCAAAGUGGCCAGUCAGGUAGUGAUGAGUUACUGAUCCACCAAAAGCUUACAGUUCUGGUCAGACAUCUACAAUCUUCUCCUCUUGGGAAUUCAAGUAUUCAAGUGUCGUUUAUCUGAAUAAGAUGCAAUGGAAACAACACAUAAAAAACCAAAACAAAUGGAUGCACAAGUUUAGGCAAGUUGGAGAUGAACUGACUUCAAGAAGCUUCUAAAAUAACUUCCUGUUGGCUAUUUGUCUGUUCUCUUUGGCAGAAUUGGUAGAAUCAAUUUAGACUGGUUUAUUUCCAGUAGGACUGGGCGAUAAAUUGAUUUUAUUGAUCUAAUUUUGUUCACCAUGCACUUCUUCAGAGUGAUGUCAGUGCGCCCAAGGUGGCCAUCUUAUUUGGCAAGCAUGUUUUCCAGCUUCUGUUUAUUUCUAUUUUGAAUUCAGAUCAACUCUACAACAAAAUGUUAGGCUCCAGCUAAGAAUUUAUAUUUUUAAUUACAAGAAUAAAGUCAUGUUGUUAAAAGAAUAAGUUAUAUGACAAUAAAGUUGAAAUAAUUGGAGAAUAAAGUCUUAAUAAUACCAGAAUAAAGCCACAAUAUUAAGAGAAUAAAAUGGCAAUAUUAUGAAAACUCUGACAUAAAAAAAUAAAAGUCAGACUUUUAAAUUUUGUAUGUAAGGCCUCAUCAAGUCAACAAAUUUAAAUGAACUCUGUGAAAAGAGUUAAAACAUGGAUGUUCAUCUUGCCAAAGGACAUUUAUUAAUCCAAUUUCUGGAGAUAUAUGUAUAUAUUUGACCCUUUAUAACUUUGAUCCUAUGUAAAUUGCAGAAAAUUCACAAUAAAUCCAAUCUUGUGCAUCUUUUUGUAACAAACAUUGAAGCUUUAACACCAAUCCACUGAGACAAAGUGGUUCAAGUAAACCAUUAGACCCUAAACUGAUGCAUUAAUGUCCAUGAAGAGUGAUUAGUGCAUAAAUGUCUGAUCACAACUGUAUAUGUGGCAUUUGUUACCCUCCAUCACAUUUAGAUGGCUCAGGCUUUUCACUGGUUUUCAUAUUUAGUAGAAAAGGGAUUAAUUUGUUUUUCCAAAACUGGUUACAUUUAUAUGUUUGUUGAUUCUGCAACAUGUUUUAUUUAUGUAUAUUUAUCAGAAGAAGGGAAACGGAAAUGUGUUUGUUAAUGUGUGGAGACAGGAAGUGAAUUAUCGAAACAUGGAGCGAGAAGGGAACUCGUAAACAAGGGUUGCUUUUAAAUGUUUUCAAGCUGCUUAAAUGUUUAGUUAUUGUUUGUGUUUUGUCAUUUAUUACAAGAAACCCAUAACUAAUGUGUACGAAGGGACGCCCUCUGUUUUCAGUUGUUCUGCUUUUACAACCAGUUACUGUAAAUAAGGAACCUUUUUAAAACUAGAAUGACUAUUUUGGAAGUUUCUACAGUGUUUGUCCUGCAAAUAAAAAUAAACUAAAAGCUGACAUUUUCUCAAUAAAUUUGUUUGAACAUA